AUGAUUGAGGGUCUCAAGGGCCAGUUUGGCGAGCUGCAGCAUCAUCCCUGGCUGGAAAAGGACACCUCGGUGUUUCUUAUGAAUUUCGACAGGAAGACGGCGGUGUAUCUCCUUCGAAUGCACGUCAUCUGCCCCGUCAUGGAUUUCCUCAUCCACGCGAUGGAAAUUAUCAAUGGCAGACAGUUCUGGAUCGUGGAGCCCUUCAAGAGUGAUGAUCAGCACGAACCCCGAAUCCUUGGAUCAUACGACUUUAUGGCUAUGGAGGGACUUCAGGUGGCAUUGCGCCCAUGGUUCUGGGAGAAUGAGGGAGGCGAGCCAUCGGAUGGAGUACCUAUCGACCAAGAUGAUCCGUCCGAUGGAGAAGAUGAAGACGAUUCUUCGGACGAAGAGGAUGACGAUGAUGAAGACGACGAAGACGAUGACGACUACGAUGAGGAUGACGAUGAGGAGGACGACGAUAGCGAAGACGACGACGGUGACGACGACGAAGACGAACGUUUUCAGAACCGGGAAGAGCGAGACUGCAUCAUCAAGAAUUUCAAGACUCCAAGUCCCGGCUCAAAGCUCCCGACGGCCAUGGCCUACCUGGUCAAAUAUGGAGUUGCUUACCUUGCUGUGACGGGUUUGCCCGAGUUCACUAUCGGCAACACAAACUGCCAAAUCACGAUGGAAUGCCCAGACAUGGCUAAAGAGUCGACGGUGGCGGGUCGACUUGCUGCCGGGACUGGAGUCAUGCGCAUCGCGACGAGCGGGAAGCGUGGAGAGUUUUGCCUCAAUUUCAUGGGCUCCCUCUUGAAGUGUUUCAAGCACUUUCGUAAGUGGGAUAGCUGA
Molecule: messenger RNA, 831 nt
Organism: Colletotrichum fioriniae
Lineage: Eukaryota; Fungi; Ascomycota; Sordariomycetes; Glomerellales; Glomerellaceae
Source: RefSeq, a predicted model, not a curated record